This is a messenger RNA of Closterium sp. NIES-65, 1788 nucleotides long. NCBI's taxonomy places the organism in Eukaryota, Viridiplantae, Streptophyta, Zygnematophyceae, Desmidiales, Closteriaceae. The record is from the annotation of a GenBank genome assembly.
AUGGGGAGAACAGUUCAACCUGUGCAAGGGGCACCGGGAAUGGAGCUCGGGGAAGGGGGGAAGCCUGGCUCAGCGGGAGGGAGGGGGGAGGGGCUGUUGGCGGGGGACUAUGCGGAACUGAGAUGGGCGGAGGUGGCGUGGGGAAAGGAAAGCGCGUGGCGGGAGCACGAUUUCCCGCCUCCCCAUCCCGACGAUGUCGCCGCGUUAAUCGCGGUCAAGGCGACUUGGGGCGAAUUCCUGGGCUCCGACACGUGGCGCGUAACCCGCUCUUGCCGCGAGUGGAAAGGCGUGACGUGUGACCCAUCCAGCGGUCGAGUCAGGCGGAUCGAUUUGUCAGGAUGUCAGAUUCAGGGGAGGCUGCAUAGGGAUAUCGGCAAUCUUCCCGCUAUGGAGUCACUCAUUCUAAGCAACAACGAAAUCGACGGUUUCUUGCCCGCCACUUUAUCUCGUUUAUGGAAGCUGCAGUCGCUGUUUCUAGAUAGGAAUGGAAUUAGUGGGCAUAUCCCGGCUGGGUUGGGCUCGUUACCGAAUCUUCGCAUGCUCGACUUUGGUUACAACAAUUUGACCGGCACGAUCCCAGACGAUAUCGGUAACAGUAGUUCGAUCACUUCGCUCAUUCUACAGCACAACCAGAUUGGCGGGAAGAUCCCGCCCUCGUUAGGAGCAUCCCCGUCUUUGUCUGUGCUCAUCCUCAAUAACAACCGCAUAGAUGGGCAGAUUCCGUACGCGAUAGGAACAGCUUCGAAUCUGUAUUCGCUGGACUUGAGUCACAAUCGACUGUACGGACGGAUUCCCGAUGUGUUCUCGCAUUCGCCCAGCCUUUACAUGCUCAAUGUGGCGAAUAAUUUUCUCACCGGUCAGCUGCCCGAUUUCCCUGCGAAAACUGGCGAUAUCAACGGCGAAUCCGAGUUUUUCGUCGACGUGUCAAACAACUACUUGUACGGGCCGCUGAAAAUGAUGAUGGGAAACGUUUCAAUCUGCCCGACAAGUGACCGCGUGCCUGGCUUGCGGGUUUCAGUGGGGGGGAACUGCAUGUCCGGUUCUUUCAGCUGCCCGCUACACUUUCUCCAGCCUCAGCGAAAACCCGCCAAUUGCAACGCGUUCUGCAAAACAUUUUCGUUCGCCGGGCAGUGCGGCGGGCAGGGAACAUGCAUUCCCAAAAGCUCGGUUUCUCAACGGCUGAUGCGGAAUGUGACGUGUGCUUGUAACGAGGGCUACCUGCCCGACCCUAAAGAUCCUUUUGCAUGUCGCGAGGAGGGGGAGCUUUUGGAGCAAAAGGAGGACGUAUUGCGGAAAGAAGCACUGUGGAGGGCGGAGGCGGCGGGGGAAAGCGGAGGAGAGGCGGAGGUGCGGGGAGGGGCGGAAGAGGAGGGGAGAGAGGAAACUGUGCGGGGGGGGGAUUAUCAGGGGGAGGGGGAAGAGGAGGAGGGGGAAGGGCAAUGGGUGUCGGUCGGAGAUUUAGCAGAGCAGGAAGCGGAAACAGGUGGGGCGGAAGGGGGAGAUGAGGUGAGCGUGGGGGAGUGGGGAGAGGUGCAGGUGGGGAGAAGGGCGGGGGAAGGACGGGGGACGGGGGAAGCGGGGGGAGCGGGAGGAGCAGGGGGAGCGGCGGAGGGUAGAGUGGAUAGGAUGUUGAGGGGAAGCUGGGGGGGAGGGAGGGCGGGGGGGGAAAGCGGAAGGAGGUGGGGGGAAGGGGUUGACUGGGGACAAGGGGGGGACGCGCGGAGUGGGGGGAUGUGGAGGAAAAGAUACUCUAACACGAGAUAUGACAGAUAUGACGCGUUUCCGUAG